Molecule: messenger RNA, 618 nt
Organism: Drosophila eugracilis
Lineage: Eukaryota; Metazoa; Arthropoda; Insecta; Diptera; Drosophilidae
Gene: e(y)2b
Product: enhancer of yellow 2b transcription factor
Exons: 3
Coding region: 120-425 (101 amino acids)
Biological process (GO): positive regulation of DNA-templated transcription; regulation of transcription by RNA polymerase II; poly(A)+ mRNA export from nucleus
Cellular component (GO): nuclear pore; DUBm complex; SAGA complex
Molecular function (GO): chromatin binding; transcription coactivator activity
Source: RefSeq, a predicted model, not a curated record
AUGAGUUAAAGAUCCGUUAACAAGUUCACACUGCGUUCAGUUUCUAAACAGUUUUUUGCGCUUAAAAUUGUUCACACAAUAUAUGAAACAAGGGAAUAACAUUAGCUCAACUUCAAACCAUGCCAGACAGUAAGGAAAUGGGCACGGAUGCUGAUCCUGUUGAUGUCAAGCUAAAUAGGAACGACAGCGUCGCGUUGAAGGACCUGUUGCAAAAGAGGCUUUCUGAGUGCGGUUGGCGCAGUGAUAUCGAGAAAAUGAUACGCCAGACCAUUGAGGAGCGCGGUGUGGCCAACUUAACACAUGACCAACUGGCUGCCGAGAUAGUACCUCAUGCUCGAGCUUUGGUUCCCGAAGUCAUUCGAAAGGAGAUGUUGAUGCGCGUGCGCGCUGCCCUAGAAUCUUCUUUGCCACCAGAAAAGAAAUGACUGGUCCAUCUAUAAUCCCGAGUCCCUAAUCCAUUUACAAUAGUCACACAGUAUAUCUUAAAUUCUAGCACAUGUGUUUGUGGUUUAUUAUCUCGUAUUUAAAUAGAUAUUUACAUACUUAUUCUAGUUAUGAAUUGCGCCAUUAGUUAUACAAUAUGCAUGUAAUAAAUAAACAACCUAUAUAUAGUUAGAA